CCUAAGUGCGUCUUAUACUAUAAGUUUAAGAAAAUAGUCUUACAGACUAUGUACAGUAUAACUGAAAUAAAGGAGUUGAGAGUUCGCAAUCAUUGGCGAAUAAGAGAAUUAAAGAGAGUAUCAUUUAUGAUCGGUAUUAACCUGAAUGCUCAAACGAAAUUCAAAAAAUGGUGGAGAAUCAUCAAUAUUCUGAUCAUAAUUGCAAGUUGUAUUGCUUUAUAUCCGCACUGGUUAAUGAUAAAACAAGCACAAGGCGAUAUACCAUUGAUAGCUGAGACUUCUACCACAGCGCUGCAAACGACGACCGGCCUAAUUAAAAUGGCUUACAUGCUGUUCACUCAGCAUAGAUUUCAUAAGCUGCUGCAGAAAGCUGAAAGACAUGAACUACUGCAGAGAAUCGAAAUCUUUCAAACAGGUAUGCCAAUUAAAGCCACUCUGAAGAAGGAUAUUAAUGCAAUUAUGGAAAUCAAUUGGAAACAGACGAGGGGACAGCUUCUAUUCUCUUUAGGAUCCUGCAUCUGCAUUAUGUCCAACUAUUUCUUUUCUGCAUUCUUCAAAAACUUAUACAAUCACUUGCAAGGGACACCAAAUUAUGUAUAUAUUCUGCCUUUCCCUGGCCAUCCGAUGUUUCUGCACAAGGGAAUGGCCUCUCCGUAUUACGCAUUGGACAUGUUUUUCGGUGCUUGCUCGAUCCUGGUCGCCGGCAUGAGUGCCAUUAGCUUCCAGGGUUCCUUCAUGGUGCUUUGUAAGCAUUCCUGUGCAUUGGUCCAAGUGUUAUGUCUACUGUUGGAGAGAUCCACGUCGCCUCUGGUUCCAAAACCGCAACGUGUGGAAUAUUUGCGAUACUUUAUAGUACAACAUCAACGCACUCUUGAGUUUAUCAGCGAGGUCAAUCAGCUUUUUAGACACAUUUGUCUCUCCCAGUUUCUUCACGGUCUGGCAAUUUACGCAUUUGUACUCUUCGAGAUGAACUUUGGCUUGAAAUCAAAUAAAAUUACUUUGAUUCGCAUGUUAAUGUAUUUAUGUGCGGCUACAUCAUGUGAUUGCAUGCACUACGUCAACGGACAGUUCCUGGCCAACGAGCUAGAAAAGGUUCCGUUAGCUUGUUAUAGCUGUGAGUGGUACCACGAAACAGAUGCCUUCAAGAAGACAUUGAAAAUAAUCAUCAUGCGCUCAAAUAAAGAAUUCUAUUUCCAAAUAUCCUGGUUCACAGUAAUGUCCUUGGCUACAUUGAUGGGCAUAUUCAAAGCGAGCGGAUCAUAUUUUCUACUACUUCGAAAUAUUGACGAACCCUAAAGGGCUUUUAUAAGAAACACAAAUUCUAUGCUUUGACUCUUUUGACUUUUUAUAUAGCUUUUAUUAACUUCAGCUCUAUGUUUUUUAUACAUUUUUAACUAAAUAUUUCCAAAAUGUGCGGGCUGAUUGCACAAAUGUUGAUAUUAUUAAAUUAUACUGGAGAAUAUAUUUGAAAGAAAUUUUAAAAAUAUAAAGGGAACCGAUCUUCAAAUCUAAUGGAGAAAAAUUAUUAUCAUUACAAAGAACAUUCUUUAUCAUUUAUUUUUAGAAGACUAUCUUUUUCAAAUGUCGACCGCGACUACAUCUCAGAUGAUCCAUCCGUUGAGUUCAAGUCUCGAUGAAUCGUUCGAGCAUUACAAAUGGUAACUGGCGAAUAUUUUGCUUCAAAGCCCAAAUUGAAAGGGGUUUGUCCGCUUAGACUUUACACAUCUCCACAGGAAAAAGUUAAACGGUGUGAUAUCACACGAUCUUGGUGGCCAAUCGACCGGCCCAAAACGUGAAACUAUCUGCUCACCGAAGUGUUCUCUCACUAAAUGCAAUGAUUAAGGGGAUGUUUCAAGAGUGGCACCGUCUUGUUGAAACCAAAUAGCGCCGAAUUCACGAACUUCAAUUUCAGCAUCAAAUAGUCGUUUAUUAUGGCUCGAUAACGGUCGCCAUUGACCUUAACAUUCUCACCGGCAUCAUUUUUGAAGAAAUAAGAAUCGAUGGUUUUACCGGCCCUCAAACCACAUCAAGCCGUUGUUUUUUCUGAAUGAAAUGACAACUCUUAAACCUCUUCAGGGUACUUUUCGUCCCUAAGGCGGCAAACUUGCUUGUUUACAUACCCAUUUAGUCAGAAAUAAGCCUCAUCGCUGAGCAAAAUUUGGCUCGGAAACGUCGGAACUUGGAACUUUUCAAGAGCUCAUAAACCGAAACGAUGCCGCUUGGUAAGGUCAAGCGACUUCAGUUCUUACACCAGCUGUAUUUUGUACAUUUUCAGUUUAAGUUCUCGACUUAAAAUGCACCAAAUCGUUGCCUACGUCAGUCCGAAUUGCUGCGAACGGCGCCGAAUCGACUCUCCACAGUCUUCGUGUACACUCUCAGCUACGGCUGCUAUAUUAUCUUUACUGCGUACUGGACGUAGCCUCUUCGGUUGAAUAUUAUCUAAUAAUGAAUGCUGGGUGUCAAGAUGGGAGAUGGUGCUGCGUAUAAUACGGUCAGUAGGCCGAUUAUAUUGACUAUAAGUUGAGCGAAGCGAAACACAUUCUUUUCGGAAUGGAAAUUUUCCUAAUAAAGUUGAAUGAUUUGUAAACGCUGUUUAGGUGUAAGUCUUUCCAAGAUGAAGUCGUAUGUAGUAAUCGUAUGUGGUAUAUAGUAUUUUACUAUAGCGGCUAAAAGAGACUUGCAUAGAAGCCAUAGAUAAUGAUAUUAGAAACUUUGGCUGAAAGACUCGUAAGAAUAAAGGGGAAUAUAAUGGCAAAAAGAAUGAGAAAGCAAAGCUGAUUUCGGCAUUUAUUUAUUUAUCUGUACUCAACUCGGUCAGUGAUUGUUUUUAUAUCAGCUAUUGUCAAGGGGAAGAAUGACGUCAUUUAUCAUGUUUGGAUAACUAAUUGAGGGGCAAAAGUACCUAGACAGUAUUAGCUAUUCAUUAUACCCGUUUUGAAGUUUUCUCUAAGUACUGAAUCGAAAUAUGUUUAAACCCGCAUGAUUAAAAAAACAUAAAUGCUAACUAAGGAAAGCUUACGUUCAGGUAAAGAAGUAAAACAAUUUCGCGUGCUUCCCAAUUUGGGGAAAUGGAGGAAACAUUAGCAUUUAAUUUUAAAAAAAUAUGUCCCACAAGGGAAGGGGUUUAAAAGCAAAUAAAAAAGGAUUUUGGUAUCAUGCCUGUAAUUCACAUUUUUAACUGAAAGAAUAAUAAUAGGAAUGAUGCUCAAACUGAAAAAAGAAAUAACACUUUCCAUGUAUAAAUUGAAAGUUUCUAUUACCAAUAUUUUCAAAUUUCAAAUCGCGGCAUGCGGUGGAUAUACUGAAUAUAGAUUUUUCGCAAAAUUGUUAAUAAACGCACCUUUACAGGUACAUACUAUUUAAUAUCUCAGAUUUGCCUUUUGUUAUCAAGUGAGCAAAUAUGGCUAUAAUCUUAAUGUUCUGCUUCUUCUUUAAUGGCGUAGAAACCGCUUACGCAGUUAUAGACGAGUUAACAACAGCGCGCCAGUCACUAUUCCUCUUCGCAACAUGGCGCCAAGUAGAGAUUCCAAUCAUUGCCAGGUCCUUCUCCUUUUGCUCCGCUUGAGUCGGCGGGUAUUUUGUCGAAUACUCUCAGAGCUGGAAUGUUUUCUUCCAUUCGGACAACAUGACCUAGCCAGCGUAGCCGCUGUCUCUUAAUUAGCUGAACUAUUUCAAUGUCAUCGUAUAUCUCAUACUGCUCAUCAUUUCAUCGAGUGCGAUAUUCGCCAUGGCCAACGUGCAGAAGACCAUAAAUCUUUCGCAGAAUCUAUUUCGUCUUGCCUUCGUUCACUAUCGCUUUAUUAUCCAACCUUUAGAAAGCAAAACUAACGGCGAGGUAUUUAUGGCCAAAUCUCAUCGUCAUACGCCAGCAGUUGUACACUCUUGUAGAAAAUUGUACCAUCUCGAUUAAGUUCUACAGCUCGGGUUAUUUUCUCCAGGAGUAGACUGAAGAAGUUGCACGAUAGGGAGUCGCUUUCACACAAUACGCUCGAUAGAACCUUAUAUACGAUGUUUAGGAGUUGGCGUCUUCGUCGGACCAUAUUCUACAAAGAAGAUGAUGCUUGCUCCUUAUCUCUUCUUCGCCACCGUAUUUAAAUAGCUCAGCCGGCAAUCCUUCGACCGCCGCCGCUUUGUUCCAUUCCACUUUGGAAAUAUUUUCUGUAUACUCUGGGCAUCAGUCACUAGAUCCCCUCUAGGGGUUCUACAAAAGCAUAUUCCGGUCUUGAAAUAAAACAUUUCAAUUACUCCACGCUUUCGUCGCAUAAUGAAUGUUGGUUUCCUUGGCAUAAAGCUUUACCAACACUUCAAAAUAUUUCACCACCACUGACCUUCACAAAUGAAAUGUUCGAAUACUACCAAACUACGCCCUUCCUUACUUACUGUGGCUUUCGAUUUAAAAGAAAAUUCAACAAUGUAUUAUUUUUGUUUACCUUACAAAAAUAUUCUAAGACAAUUUAUGUAAUUUUAUUGACCAAUUAAAAGCUUAAUA
This is a messenger RNA of Bactrocera neohumeralis, 4489 nucleotides long. Its product is annotated as odorant receptor 63a-like. The transcript has 10 exons. The coding region runs from base 49 to 1296 and encodes 415 amino acids. Gene Ontology annotation, molecular function: olfactory receptor activity; odorant binding. Gene Ontology annotation, biological process: detection of chemical stimulus involved in sensory perception of smell; sensory perception of smell. Gene Ontology annotation, cellular component: plasma membrane. The record is from RefSeq and is a predicted model, not a curated record. NCBI's taxonomy places the organism in Eukaryota, Metazoa, Arthropoda, Insecta, Diptera, Tephritidae.